AUGGAAUCUGACUCGGAGAGAGAAAUAAAUAUCGAAAAUUUCAUUCAAGAAAUACAAAAUCGUCCAGCAAUAUGGGACAUGUCCAAGAGGGAGUACAGUGAUCGUAUUGCAAAAAAGAAAGCGUGGGAAGAAAUCAGUACUUUAUUCAUAACAGAUUUUGCAACGAAAAAUACAAAGCAAAAAAAUGAAGAAGUUAUACCUCUUGAGAAUUGUAAAACUUGUUCUUCUUCUGGGUCAGUGUUUGGGUUACAAUCGAGUCCAGAAAUCGAUGCUCUAAAAUUACAAAAGAAAUGGAAAAGUAUCAGAGAUGCGUACACGAGGGACAGAAAUAAAAAAUCUAAAAGUGGAUCGGGAGCAACUACAAGUAGAGACUACGUAUAUUCACAUUGUUUGUCUUUUCUUAACCGAUUAUCAAAUACUCGGCCUUUGAAUAAUUCACAAAAAGAAAACCAGAAUCCUCGCCCGAAUUCUAGAAAAGAAACCGUCGAAGUAAAUAGUGAUGAAGACAACUCUGAGAAUCUCAUCAAAAUUUUAACUGCAAGGAUGGAAAAUAAGAAAGAAAAAAAUAAUCCGGAUUACAAUUUUUUUAUAUCAUUACUGGAUGAUUUUAACACCAUCAGUUCAAAAUAUAAAAUGGACGCGAAAAUGGAAAUAAUGAGUAUCAUAAAAAAAUACAUGCAGAUGUCAAAAUAUUUCAACCAAAAUUCUAAUAAUAACGGAGGUUAUUUUACGCCAAUGGGAACGUCUUUCUCGUCUCACGUGCCCCAUGCACAAACACCCGAAACAUCGCAAAAUUUUUACACUUCAUCGCCUUCGCAUUCUCAGCUAAGCGAUACUACACAAGAGCCAUUUUAUAGCGACCUGUUUUGCGAUGAUGGUGAAAAUUAGAUAUUGAUUAGCUAUCUUAUAUGAUUAUUACCUCAGAUUAAUACCUACACAGAAUGGAACAUAAGAGAGAUACAAAAUAUAUCUUAUUUUGUGGGUGAUUUUGCAUGAUUUGUCAAAUUAUUUAAGUGAUAACCGUUCUGUACACUGUAAUACUUAAUUAAAAUAUAUUGUUAUUCUUUCAUCUA
Messenger RNA from Cydia pomonella (codling moth), 1073 nucleotides. RefSeq lists its product as uncharacterized. Gene Ontology annotation, cellular component: transcription regulator complex; nucleus. The coding region runs from base 1 to 888 and encodes 295 amino acids. Gene Ontology annotation, biological process: regulation of transcription by RNA polymerase II. Gene Ontology annotation, molecular function: DNA binding. The transcript is spliced from 3 exons. The record is from RefSeq and is a predicted model, not a curated record. Lineage: Eukaryota; Metazoa; Arthropoda; Insecta; Lepidoptera; Tortricidae.